UUCUGCCGGAAUCUCGCCAAGCAGACAAUCGACAAGUUCAGAUCUACUGUGGAUCCGGCACUCUACACAUUGUACGCCCUGUCUGAUAAUGAUUGGGAGUUUAAUGUUUGGCAAAAUUCGACUUACCUCCUUGUACUUUCUAACAAACGUUCCGUCGAAAGUCAGAGGGAUGAAAUUGCAAAGAGGGAUUGCUACGAUGCUGCACGUGCUUUGGGUCUUCUCGGCAUUUCCUGCGUGCAAAAGACGGAAAGUAUUGCAUCUUCUUCAUCCACUACUCUUUAUACCUCCAAACCGCCUGACUCACCAGACUCUGAGAGUCGGUUGAAUUGCCUUUUUUCCUCCAUCCUUGAGUGGUUCCGAAAGAAGGAGGAGGAUGGGAGGUUUGAGAUUCCUAAAUGCCUCAUUGCCCUUUUGGAAGAUGCAACUGACGCAAAAGUGGAGAUCGUCUCCACAGGAAUUGAGGCGGACUCUUUUUCGUUUGCCGAAUACUUCGCCUCUCUCAAGGGAACCUCUCGUUUGGGUCGGCAUCCCUUUUGGAGUGAGGAAAUGUCCUCUAAUUUCACGGUUUCACAAAAGGAGAAGAAGUCCGGUUAUCUGCCGCAUCUACUUGCAUGGAUUCAGCAUCUUCCGGCUCUUGCUGUUUUCAUAGCUCUGAACGAGUUCCUCGAAGAAUGCGGUGUAGGUAAAUCCUCUCAUAUGGAAUUGCGAGUCAAAUGGCCAAAUGAUGUCUAUGUCGUCGAUAAGACGUCAAAUACGUGCACAAAGAUAUCAGGUGUUCUUGCUAGUGCUACAUGCACUGAUCCCGGCGAGGUGCGAUGCUUAGUAGGUAAGUGGCAAUCUUUUAUGGCACCUUAA
Molecule: messenger RNA, 855 nt
Organism: Hydatigera taeniaeformis
Lineage: Eukaryota; Metazoa; Platyhelminthes; Cestoda; Cyclophyllidea; Taeniidae
Source: the annotation of a GenBank genome assembly